Messenger RNA from Microthlaspi erraticum, 945 nucleotides. Lineage: Eukaryota; Viridiplantae; Streptophyta; Magnoliopsida; Brassicales; Brassicaceae. The record is from the annotation of a GenBank genome assembly.
AUGAGUAGAAAAAGAUCAGAAAAUGAGAAUGAUUCAGGACCAGUCACUCCUCAUGUCCCGGUGGAUAGAUUCGGUGUCCUGAAGCAAGAACAUGGCAAUUCUCCAGAGCGUUUCAGCAGCAAGUCUAGAUUGGCAUCAUCCACUGACCAUGACAGAGAGGAGAGAAAGGUGAGAAAAUGGAGGAAGAUGAUUGGUGUUGGAGGUAGUGAUUGGAAGCAUUAUGUGAGGAGAAAACCUAAUGUUGUCAAAAGGCGUAUACGAAAAGGGAUCCCGGAUCGCUUGAGAGGUCUUGUUUGGCAGUUAAUCUCAGGAAGCCGAGACCUUUUGCUUAUGAAUCCUGGUGUUUAUGAGCAAUUGGUGAUUUAUGAGACAUCGGCAUCAGAACUUGAUAUCAUUAGAGACAUAUCCCGUACUUUCCCAUCACAUGUUUUCUUUCAGAAGAGACAUGGACCUGGACAAAGAUCCUUGUACAAUGUCCUCAAGGCGUACUCAGUUUAUGACAGAGACGUUGGAUAUGUUCAGGGGAUGGGUUUUAUAGCCGGUCUGUUGCUCCUUUAUAUGAGCGAAGAAGAUGCGUUCUGGUUACUAGUUGCAUUACUCAAAGGAGCUGUUCAUGCUCCAAUGGAAGGAUUGUAUCAUGCAGGGCUUCCACUUGUACAGCAAUACUUGUUUCAGUUAGAAAACUUGGUAAGAGAAGUAAUUCCAAAGCUGGGAGAACAUUUUACAGAAGAAAUGAUAAAUCCGAGUAUGUAUGCAAGUCAAUGGUUCAUCACCGUCUUCUCUUAUUCGUUUCCUUUCCCUUUGGCUUUACGGAUAUGGGAUGUGUUUCUCUCUGAGGGUGUUAAAAUCGUGUUCAAAGUCGGAUUGGCAUUGUUGAACUAUUGCCAAGAGGAGUUGGUGAGUGAAGUCUUUCUCAAGAGCUAUAAGUUCAUUUUGCUAAGCUAA